This is a messenger RNA of Iphiclides podalirius (scarce swallowtail), 273 nucleotides long. The record is from the annotation of a GenBank genome assembly. NCBI's taxonomy places the organism in Eukaryota, Metazoa, Arthropoda, Insecta, Lepidoptera, Papilionidae.
AUGGCCAACUACGCUUAUAAUUACCCUCCUCAGUUCUCCCAAAUGUUGCCUCCGAACGCAGAGUACGCGAGCCAAGGCGACGGAUUGAGAGAAUAUUGUGAAAUGGGUAAUUCCAAAGUUAAGGAAACCAAACGAUCGUUCGACGCGUCCCACACACAAGACCCGUUCUCACUCCCAAAGCCGGUCAGGAUCGAGUACCCAUUCCCGGUCAAGAUCAAGAUCACGAUCCCAAUCACGGUCUCGGUCCCAAAGCCGCAGUGGCAGCCGAACGGC